Messenger RNA from Cyphomyrmex costatus, 556 nucleotides. RefSeq names its product mitochondrial ribosomal protein L20 (gene mRpL20). The coding region runs from base 110 to 556 and encodes 148 amino acids. Gene Ontology annotation, cellular component: ribosome. NCBI's taxonomy places the organism in Eukaryota, Metazoa, Arthropoda, Insecta, Hymenoptera, Formicidae. The record is from RefSeq and is a predicted model, not a curated record. Gene Ontology annotation, biological process: translation. The transcript has 3 exons. Gene Ontology annotation, molecular function: rRNA binding; structural constituent of ribosome.
CUUGGACAAAACCAGACAAAACUGACCACAAGCUUACCUCGUCAACAAGGACCUUGGAGGACCUGGGCCAAUAUUAUAUAGAAGAAGAAGAAUUGAUUUGCGAUCAAAUAUGGUUUUUUUGUCGUUGAAUCUUUUAGUAAGAUCCCGCGGACCUGACGAAUUUUGGCGAAAACGGAAAAUAUUUAAGCUUGCCGCACAUUAUUUGGGUAGAAGAAGGAAUUGUUACAGCAUAGCUAUUAAAGGCGUAGAUCGAGCACUUACAUACUGCACUCGGGGUAGACAACUAAAAAAAGAAGAUAUGACAGAGUUACGGGAGCAAAGGAUAGAAGCUGCUACGAGUGAACAUGGUAUAAAUUUCAGAAUCCUUAAGGAAGGAUUAUCAAGAUGUAACAUUCUAUUAAAUCGAAAAUCACUGGCUGACUUGGCGAUUUGGGAACCUCGAUCUUUCAAAGUCAUUACAGAUAUUGCGUGUGCGAGAGCAAAACAAGAUCAUUUGAAGACUAACUUGAAUAUUCAAGUACCAAAGAGUGUUAUUGUGAAGGGCUAUAUUAAAUAA